Messenger RNA from Melampsora larici-populina 98AG31, 1572 nucleotides. RefSeq lists its product as uncharacterized. NCBI's taxonomy places the organism in Eukaryota, Fungi, Basidiomycota, Pucciniomycetes, Pucciniales, Melampsoraceae. The record is from RefSeq and is a predicted model, not a curated record. The transcript is spliced from 7 exons. Bases 1 to 1572 code for a protein of 523 amino acids.
AUGUCCGACGACGACCGAAUGGACGCUUUGGCUAUCACCACUGUGUGUCUAAGGGUAGCCCUAGCCGUUGACCUCAGGCAUGGUUACAUUCCAUUAGAUGACGAUAGCUGGGUGGUACGAAAUGAAGAGGCCCGUCAACGUGAGGCCAACAUGCCCGAGUGCGACUGCUCGAACUGUGAGCCUGAUGAGGCGGAAGCCCUCUGGCUCUCCCAAUCUGCCCUGACCAUUGAAAACUUCGACUCCGCCCUCGAAAUGGAUGCAGACGAGCUCCUUGAACUUGCAGAUAGUCUGCCUGAACCGCCCCCGGACCUGGUCAAAGACACAAGGCACGUGGCGAUUCCUUGCGGUUCAGAAGACCCGAUUUUGGUAUGCCCUCUGAUGAUCAGCCUAGUAAAACGAUGGACCGACUCGUUCGCCGGUUUAUGGCGGACUCACUACCCUUCACCUAGUCACCUGACACCUGACGACUUCUUUGGCCAGGAACUUGCUUGGGUCCUGGCCAAGAACGUCGACAUACUUGCGCACCCAGAGGACAUUGCGAUUGUCCUGGUAACCGAAUGCAUCCCUGGCCAAUUCCAGUGCCUGUUUGACGCUUUUGAAGAAUGGAAAGCCGCCUCUCCAGCAGACGCUUUGAUAACCAAAGCAGGCGAACGCAGAUUGGCUGCUUCUCGGGGGCCACCUAAACCUAUCCUCUCGGUCGAAGGGGCUCGAAUGUCGAAACUGCGCGCGGAGGCCCACAAGAUAGCCACGAAAGAAGCCAGACUCGAUGAGAGAAGGAAGGCAGCUCAGUUAAAGGCCAAUGCGAAGGUCGCCGCCGCGGCGAAAAAGGCCCAGGAUAAGCUGGAAGCCGAUUUGCGCCGUUUGGCCCUGAAAGAACAAGGUCAAAUCGAAAGGCAACGUUUGCGUGACGAGGCGAAACAAGCCCGCCAGGCUGUCAUGGCUGCGAAGCGUGAGUCCACAGCGGCUUCCGCCGCUGCGAAGCGAGAGGCAGCCGCGUCUAAAAGAACCGCGGUGCCACCAGCACCUCGCCCGUUGUGCAAAAGGGCCAAAAGGGGCGCAGAUUCUCAUCACACUGAGCGUCCCAUGACGACAGGACCUCGGCUGCCCCCCACCGGAAGCGCGACUUGCGACCUGCGGCUUGUUUGCGUAGCUGAAAGUGCCGAAAGAUCAAAGUGGUCAGCUAGUCAUGCAAUUCAUCAUAUUGCUACGUUUCCGUUUAGACACACCAUGGGGAUCAAAUUUGAGAUCAGAUCAGUGAGGCGUCGGAUGUCGGUGCCAUGCCCCUACAUUUCGAAAUCGUUUGUUGGCUCUCAGCGUAUUUGGCCUUGUCAAGGCCAAUCUGUGCGAUCACUUCAUCCAGCACCCGCGAGACGCCCUCUGCAGAUGAAUCGGGGGCGUCCAUCAUGCGGAGGAAAAUGUUGGGCGGGCGAGUUGACAGCGCCGGCAGUAGGCUGGCCUCGGGCGCACCUGGUAUGGCAAAAAGAUUCGAUUCCAACCGUCUUUCGGUCUGCGGCAGACAUGGCGUCCAGGAAAGCCGCGAGGCUAACCACAUCUUUGGUACAUUUCGCCUGA